Octopus bimaculoides (California two-spot octopus) is the source of this 3218-nucleotide messenger RNA. RefSeq lists its product as uncharacterized. Lineage: Eukaryota; Metazoa; Mollusca; Cephalopoda; Octopoda; Octopodidae. The record is from RefSeq and is a predicted model, not a curated record.
UACAUAUAAACAUACAUACCUAUCUACAUACAUACAUGUUUAUGUUGUAUAUAAACAUGCUCGUGUUUUUAUAUAAGCUGUCAAAGGCAGAGAAGGAACUGACGUUUAAACAUGAACAACUUUAGAUGUAUUUUAAUAGUUUUGGUACUAGUGAAAUCAGUAUUUUGUUCCGAAGAAGAUAUUUUGAAGCAUAUCAACUGCAAGAACCAGAUGUAUAAUCGAUCAUCUACAGGUUGUUGUAUUAGCGCAACUGGUGAAGAAAGUGUAUACAAAAGGUCACAGGAAUUCUGCUGUGGCAACAAAGUUUACCCCAAACAGGAAUCUUUCAGAUGUUGUACCCAUGAGGAGAGGGAGAAAUCUAAAAGAUACAAAAUUCGAAAGGAAAUAUGCUGUAAUGGGCAAGUGCUUACCAGACUAGACAAAACAAACACUGUCUGUUGUGGAAAUGCUGCUUAUAAUCAAAACAGUCACAAGUGUAUUGGAAAUUCAAUCCUUCUAAUUAAUGAAGGUCUUUGCAAUGGUAACAAAUAUAAUUUGCAUGAGAAUCAUUGUUGUAAUGGUGAAUUAACUGGACAAAGAAAGAAAAUUGGUACUGAAUGUUGUGGUCAUAAACUUAUGAUAACUAAUUCUCAAAUAUGCUGUGAUGGUGAAAUAAAAUUUCCUGACAACGAUACACAAUGCUGUGGAAAGAAAGUGAUUAAAAAUAGUAUGUCAUGCUGUAAUGGUAGUGAAUAUAAUCCAGCAUUACAUGGAUGUAAGGAUGGUAAAAUUACAAGUUCCAGUUUCAGUAAAUGCUUUUUAAUCCCAUAUAAUUCCAAAACACAAGUAUGUUGCAAGUAUAGCAUUAUAAAUAAGACAGAAGAUAAUCAAGAUUCUUGUUGUCAAGGUAGUUCUCGAACAAAAAUUCCAUAUGAUUCCGAAACACAGAAAUGCACAGAUAAGGGUAACAUCCGAAAUAAAGAUGAUUGUGAUUAUGAUAAAGAUCCAAAGAAAUUUACUUGCUGUCAGGGUUUACUGUAUAAUAAACCAAGUAAUGAAUCAAUGUGCUGUGGAAAUAUACAAAAACAGAAACCAGCUGAAGGCAUUCCAGAUGAUUGCCAAGCUUCACUUUGUGACAAUAAAAUGUAUAAUGGCAUACACAACAUUUGUUGCAAUGGUACACUAAUUAGUAGAACAAAAUACUACUGCAAGGAUGGAAAACAAUUAAAACUGUUCAAUUUUAAAGAUGGUCUCUAUACAAAAAAUAUACAGAUUUGUGGACAAUAUGCUAUUAAACGUUCCAGAAUUGUUGGUUGCUGCAUUGGAAUGCCUUAUUUUAAAGACAAAAUCAAAUGCCCUUUAAAGUGGAGGGAUAAAAGAAGUGAACUGAAAUCAAGUGAUUAUCCUUUUUGGAAUAUAAUUCAUUGCAAGACUUUGAGUAUGACUGGAACUAUACUUCAUGUCAAGCCAAUUUCUCAGAAUAAAUUUACAAUUCAUUUUGAAAGUGAUCGUAAAAAUUAUGAAGUGAAGAUACAUAUCAGGAACUCAUCUAAAAAGCAUGAAUUAGUGACAAACAAUGGGAAUAAAAAAAUUUAUGUAUUCUAUGAAAAGAUAUCAGGAAAUAAGAUUAUCCUUGGUACUUUUGGAGCAAUUUCUUUUGUUAAAAAUCAUUCUAUAAAGAAAAUAAACAAGACAAAGUGCCAAUAUUUUGAAAACUACAGAAAAGAAAUGAAUAUAUAAAGAAAAAGUAAUAAAGAUUUAAAUCUCCUAUCUGUUUCUUAAAUGCUCGCAUUUCCAAAUGAAAAGAUAUAAAAACAAAAAGUUAAGGUUGUAAAAUCAAAAUCUUUUACCAAAACAUUAAUAUAUUUUUUUAUAUUUUAUAAAGAUAACUGAAAAUAUGAAAAUUUAGCAAAACAAUCAAAAAAUAUUUUGAAACUGCUAUUUUUGUUCCAACUGCUUAUACCAUGUAUGAAGCUUAGAAUAUUUAUGUACUAGUGGGACCAAUGGAAAUUUUAUGGAACAAAAAAGGUUUAAGAGAAGCUAUUUAAGAAAGAAAGAACAAUAUGCAUUUUUAUUUUUAUUUUGCUAAGUUAUUUCACUUCCAGUCACAAUAAUAUGAUUUUAAAAUUUCCCUCCGCUUAGCACUUUAUAUUUCUCUCUUUCUCUCUACUUCCUCAACAAACUUUUUAACUAUGGAAUUCCCCUCUUCAUGUCUUUAACAUUUCUCUCUUUCUCUUCACGAGUGACAGCAUAAUGCAUCGGCUGGCUAUCUGCUCUCUCACUCGUUCUUACAUUCCCUCUUCCUCUCUCUCACUCCACCUCCUCCUCUCUAACAAACUAAAGCAUAAAGUGUUAAUGAACAGGUAGAAGAAUAAUAUUAUACAUUUAGUUCAUUAAAAAAAGAUGCUUUUCACUAUCAACCACCACCACCACCACCACCAUCAUCACCAUCACUAUAGUUUUCAGUACCAAAGCUCACUUCACUUCAGUUCAGUUCAGCUGUUUGUUUAUAUCUACUUUUUCUUGCUGUUGCUGUGUCUCUACUCUGACAAUACGAUCGUUCUCUGCUCCUCUCUCUCAAUAUAACUGCCUGUCCUGCUCAUCUAUCUACAUUUCUUUUUUCACCAUCUUUUUCUCUCGCUCUUCACCUCUCCCUUCAACUAACCAUGUGAUUGUAUUUGGCCUUAGUGUAUUAUUAUACUCCUCUCUUCUUUCUUCUCUACUCGCAUUCCUUCCCCCCUCUCUCUCUCACUUUUAUUCCACCUCUCACUCAUUCCAUCUCCCUAACUAACUAAAGUAUAACAGGCAAACGAACAAGCAUAUUAUUAUAUAGAUGUCUGGAAUUUCAACCAUUUUGCUGUUAUUGCCCAUCUGUAUAUGAAAAGUUUUUUUAAAUUGCUGACUUUUACAAAACAAUAACUGUGUUCUUUCAGUACUGAUAUGUUUAUUGGAUGCUAUAUUAUGUACAUUCAUGUUAUAUUUCAUUUAAUUUUUAUUAUAUUAAUUCACUUUCAUUAUUGAACUUGUCCAGUUUAAUUUUGUUCAGUUUUAAAUAAUUUGUUCAGUAUAUGUGGCAGAAAGUUUCUAUGGUGACAAAUGAACAUGUACUCCUUCUUUGAUCUAAUAUUUUUCUAUAAGACAUUAUUAUGUAAUUAAGUAAUUUAUCUAAUACUAUAUGUUGGUAUUUUUUUCUUUUCUAACCUACAAGUUGACAAAAAAUAAACCUAUUUCACAAAUUA